AUGCCGAAUGAUUCGAGUACAUCAGCAAUAUGUAUUAAUAGCAAUGAUCAGAAUCCUAAAAUCGGUUUAAGUAUCAUGCAAUGGUUGAAGAAAUUCAGCUGUUUCAAAGUAGAAACGCGUGGAAGUGAUCGUAUCUUGCCCGAAGAUCGAACUGAUUCUACUAUCAUUAAUACAGCAUUAAUGUGGAUGGGUGCGAAUACAAUCAUACCGACUUUUACAAGUGGAAUACUUGGUCCAGCAGUAUUCAAUUUAAAUCUUUAUGAUUCGAUCAUAACAAUUCUCAUUUUCAAUUUACUUGGAGCUAUUCCUGUUGCAGGUAUAGCAUGUUUUGGCCCAGCAUCUGGUCUGCGUACCAUGCUUAUUUCCCGUUAUAGUUGGGGUUACUAUGGUGCUUCUAUCCUGUCAUUCAUCAAUGUGUUUCUUUCACUCGGUUGGGCAGCUGUGAAUAGUAUAACUGGAGCACAAACACUUCGUGUUGUUUUCGAUGAAAGAUUUCCUUUGACGAUCGGAAUUGUGAUUAUUGGUAUCUUAUCUUUGGCUAUCUCAUUUGUUGGCUACGAAUGGAUUCAUUACUAUGAACGAUACUCGUGGAUACCAGUCUUUGUUGGAUACUGUAUAUUAGCGGGAGUUGGUGCAAAGUAUUUUACUUUGUCUGAACCGACACCGCUGAAUACGACAAUAGUAGAUUAUCGUGGGAAAAUCUCGCAUGCCCUCAGUUUCGGUUCAGUCUGUUUCGGUAUUUCUGCUAGUUGGUCUGCAUGUGCAGCGGAUUACAAUGCAUAUUUUCCUGAGAAUACCAGUCAAUCGAAAAUUUUUCUUCUAACUUAUUUCGGUAAUUUUCUAUCGAUGACUCCAUUGCAACUGCUUGGAGCGGCGACUUUCACAGGAACGUAUACAAAUUCGAAUUGGAAGAAUGCAUAUGAAAAAGACAAUGUCGGUGGAUUAUUCGGUGCUUGUCUAUCGUCUCUGGGUAUUUUCGGUAAACUGAUUUUGAUCCUGUUUGCAUUAUCGUCUGUAGCAUGUAAUAUACCGAAUAUGUAUUCGUUAUCUUUAUCUGCACAAGUCAUCGCUCCGGUCUUCAAAUGUAUCCCACGUGUUCUGUAUACUAUUGUCGGUACGACAAGUUAUGUUCUCCUAGCUAUUAUUGCUGCUUAUCGAUUCAACGAUGUUCUGUUAUCAUUCAUGAGUGUUACAUCCUACUGGUCGGUUGUAUUAAUUGUUAUCAUAUGUGAAGAUCACAUCUUAUUUCGACGGUGUUCAUUUAAAAAUUAUGAUUUCGAUAGUUGGAAUAAUCGUCAGCAAUUACCGAUUAGUUUCGGGGCGAUUCUCUCUGCUGUCGUCGGGUGUAUUGGCAUUGGACUUGGUAUGUCGCAGAUAUGGUUAGUUGGACCAAUUGCAAAAGCUGUAUCAGGUGAGAAUAGUGACGAAGGUGCAGAUGUUGGUUUCGAAGUGGGAAUUCUAUUCACAGCAAUCAGUUAUCCAAUAUUUCGAUCGAUUGAAUUAUAUUUUAUAAAAAAAUAA
Adineta ricciae is the source of this 1521-nucleotide messenger RNA. The record is from the annotation of a GenBank genome assembly. NCBI's taxonomy places the organism in Eukaryota, Metazoa, Rotifera, Eurotatoria, Adinetida, Adinetidae.